This is a messenger RNA of Cydia fagiglandana, 4265 nucleotides long. RefSeq lists its product as uncharacterized. The record is from RefSeq and is a predicted model, not a curated record. NCBI's taxonomy places the organism in Eukaryota, Metazoa, Arthropoda, Insecta, Lepidoptera, Tortricidae. The coding region runs from base 315 to 4265 and encodes 1316 amino acids. The transcript has 34 exons. Gene Ontology annotation, molecular function: protein binding. Gene Ontology annotation, biological process: morphogenesis of a branching epithelium.
AUAGCAGAGGACGGGGAAACAUAACGGGUCUCGUUCGUCCUGCUUUUUUUAUCAAUUUACAACUCGACGAGCUUAUUAUCGUGAUCUGUUUGUGUAAAAACGUAAUCGGUAAAUAUUAAUAAGUGUUUAGCGUUAACAUUUUAGUGCCGUGCGCGUUUCGUAGUGAGUGAAAACGUAUUACAAGUGAUCGUCCAUGAUGGCGGAGUGUUUUAAGGAAAUGUUUGUUUAGGAUUAUAAAUCCGUCGUGUUUUCGCCCGUAAUGACUUUAUUAAACGAGGCAGCAUGGGGCGGCACAGCGCGGUGAUGCCGGGCUGAUGAGCCUCCUCUGCUGCCGCCGCCACCGCGCGCGCACAGACAUGGGCGCCGCGCUCUCGCUGCAUCCCCAGGAGGGCGAGGGCUGCGACGGCGCCGGCGCGCCGGCCGCACCACCCACCAUGGCUGACGUCAUACGGGAGAGGAAGAAGAAGGCGGGUGGUGCGGGGCUCGGCACGCUGCGGCGCCGCAUCGCCGCCGCCGCGCGCCGCCCGCGCGACCGCCCCGACAGAGGUUGCGAGCACGCGCGCUUCAUCCGCGGCGUGGUGAGCUCGUGGCGCCUGGCGGAGGUGUUCCUGCUGUGCGAGGAGCUGGAGGCCGGCGCUGCGCUGCGGGACCUGGUGACGCAGGCCGAGCUGGCCCGCGAGCCCGCGCCGGCGCUGCACGCCCAGCUGCACGCGCUGCAGCAAGACAGGCGUUGGUGCGACGUGGAGCUGGUGGGGUCCGGCUGGGUGCUGCCGGCGCACCGCGCGCUGCUGGCGGCGCGCUGCAGCUACUUCAGGGAGCUGCUGCUGCACUACCCCAGCGGUCCAUGCCGCGUGCCGCUGGAGGGCGCGAUGGCGGAGCUGCCGCGCGGGGACGUGGAGGCGCUCGUGGCGGCGCUGUACGCCGGCCCCCACGCACAGCACUACAGCGGGACGAGGCACGACACCCGUAACGGUCCAUGCCGCGUGCCGCUGGAGGGCGCGAUGGCGGAGCUGCCGCGCGGGGACGUGGAGGCGCUCGUGGCGGCGCUGUACGCCGGCCCCCACGCACAGCACUACAGCGGGACGAGCGGUCCAUGCCGCGUGCCGCUGGAGGGCGCGAUGGCGGAGCUGCCGCGCGGGGACGUGGAGGCGCUCGUGGCGGCGCUGUACGCCGGCCCCCACGCACAGCACUACAGCGGGACGAGGCACGACACCCACUGCGAGCGCGGGUUCAGCUCGGACGGGAACCUGGACAUCAUCAACGUGGAGAGCGGCGGAUCAUGUUCGUGCUCGCUGGGCUCGGCGGGCAGCGUGCGGCGGCUGGCCGAGCGGCUGGGCGCGCGGCUCGGCGACCUGCACCGCGACAUGCGCUACCUGCUCGACUCUGGAGAGUACGCGGACGCUCGGCUGGUGUUCGCGGCGGAGGGCGGGGCGGCCUUCGGGUUCCGAUGCGCGCUGGAGCUGCCCUGCCACCGCGUGAUACUGGCUGCCCGGAGUCGCUUCUUCAGGAGUGUGCUGUCCCGGCGCACGGCGGGCGGCGCGGUGUGCGUGGACGAGAGGGUGCUGCCGCGGCGGUUCGCCAGGGCUCUGCUGCACGCCGCCUACACCGACCAGGUGGACCUCACGUUGAUCGGCCGCGCUUCCAACUCGCCCACCAACACCAUCAGCAGUGCCGCGGCGUGGGCGGGGGUAGGGCGCGGCGCGGGGCGGGCGGGCGCGCCCUCCACCGCCAUGCUGGACGACGCCGCGCAGCUCUACGAGAUCGCCAGGUUCCUGGAGAUGCCGAUAGUGGCCCAGGGUUGCGAAGACGCCAUAGUGUCAGCUCUGUGCCCUGAGAGUCUGCCGCACGUGCUGCGGUGGACCGCCACGCCCGUCGCCAGCCAGUGGGUGCACCGACAAGCGAUGCGCUACCUCCGCGACGAGUUCCCUACCAUCAUGUCGCACGCCGCCGCCGCCAAGCUGCCGCGCGCCGCGCUGGCCGCCGCACUAGCGUCGCCCUUCACGCAGUGCAGCGAGGCGCAGGCAUUAAGGGCGUUGCUGCGGCUUGCCGAGCGAGCCAAACAAGCCGGUGAGUCUAGAGUUCCCACCGCCAUGCCGCACUCUGGCCGCCGCACUAGCAUCGCCCUUUAUCCAGUGCAGCGAGGCGCAGGGCGCUGCUGCGGCUUGCCGAGCGAGCCAAACAAGCCGGUGAGUCUAGAGUUCCCACCGCCAUGCCGCACUCUGGCCGCCGCACUAGCGUCGCCCUUCACGCAGUGCAGCGAGGCGCAGGCAUUAAGGGCGCUGCUGCGGCUUGCCGAGCGAGCCAAACAAGCCGGGCGCUGCUGCGGCUUGCCGAGCGAGCCAAACAAGUCGGUGAGUCUAGAGUUCCCACCGCCAUGCCGCACUCUGGCCGCCGCACUACCGUCGCCCUUCACGCAGUGCAGCGAGGCGCAGGCAUUAAGGGCGCUGCUGCGGCUUGCCGAGCGAGCCAAACAAGCCGGGCGCUACUGCGGCUUGCCGAGCGAGCCAAACAAGCCGGUGAGUCUAGAGUUCCCACCGCCAUGCCGCACUCUGGCCGCCGCACUAGCGUCGCCCUUCACGCAGUGCAGCGAGGCGCAGGCAUUAAGGGCGCUACUGCGGCUUGCCGAGCGAGCCAAACAAGCCGGGCGCUGCUGCGGCUUGCCGAGCGAGCCAAACAAGCCGGUGAGUCUAGAGUUCCCACCGCCAUGCCGCACUCUGGCCGCCGCACUAGCGUCGCCCUUCACGCAGUGCAGCGAGGCGCAGGCAUUAAGGGCGCUACUGCGGCUUGCCGAGCGAGCCAAACAAGCCGGGCGCUACUGCGGCUUGCCGAGCGAGCCAAACAAGCCGGUGAGUCUAGAGUUCCCACCGCCAUGCCGCACUCUGGCCGCCGCACUAGCGUCGCCCUUCACGCAUUGCAGCGAGGCGCAGGCAUUAAGGGCGCUGCUGCGGCUUGCCGAGCGAGCCAAACAAGCCGAACCGGCACUAGUGUGGAGCGGCGGGGGGUCCCGCCGACGGAGGUCGCUACCGGACGCGGCGCUGUGCGGAGCCCUGGGGUCCCUGGCGGCGCACGUUCGUACGGAGCACCUGGGCGCCGCGCCGCUCGCGCCGCAGCUGCACCAGGCCAUACGGAGAGGCAUCGUGCCGGCGCCGGCGCCGGCGGCGGCGGAGGGCGCGCGCGCGGCCGACGCGUGGCUGGGGCGCGGCGCCGCCCGCCCGCCGCGCUACUUCCUGCCCUACCUCGACGAGCUCAAGGCGUUGUUGGAAGACCAGGCGGUGCCAGAGGCCGAGGUGGCCAGAAUCCGGCGCUCGAGGUAUCUUCACAGGAUACCGGACACCCUGUAUAUGGUGGCGGCGGAGCGCGGCGGCGUCCCCCCCGCGCCCUCCCCCUCGUCGUGCGCCGCGGAGAGCGCCUGCGUCUCACCCCGCGUGCUGGCGGCGCUACGGGCCAGAGUGAGAGAGCUGCGCGCCUCCCCGCCCGCCGCCAGGGCGCUAGCGCUGCAGGCUAGCGACAGGAAGGCGUGCAGUCUACAGAUCGCGCUGCGCGCCGUGCGGGAGGUGUCGCUGCCGGACUCGUGCGCCGAGCUGCUGCUGGCCGAGCCGGACGGCGAGCCGGACGCCGGCGACCGACAGGGCGGUUGGGAGUCCCCCGAGGCGGAGCGCGAGGCGUGGCCCGACCCCGACUGCUGCAGAGCGACGGGUUCGCUGCGCUGCGCGUCGGCCGGCAGCCUGCGCGGGCCCGGCGCGCACGCGCCGCACGGCACCCAAGUUUUCAUAUCUGGGCAGCGAAUGGUUAAAAUAUAUGAAAUGAUCAUAAAAAGUAAUAUAUGUAUGAUAUUUACAGAACGCGCGGGCACGUGUCGACGAGAGCCGUCGCGGCUGGACGCGCAACACAGACGGUGGGAGGGCGCGGACGGGCUGUCGGCCGCGGUGCCCGACGUGGCGAUGGCGCCCAACGGCAACACGCACCUACUCACGGCGAGGGACCUGGCUCGCCUGCCGCACAAAGAGUACGGCGUGCUGCAGCUGGACCUGGGCGACGGCGCCACGCACACGCCCCGCCCCGGGUCCCGCGCGGCGCGCGCCGGCCGCCCGCCGCCGAGGGACGCCUCUCAGUCGAGCUCCCGCCGGAGCGACGAGGAGGAGCUCCGCGCCGCCAUCGAGCUCUCCGUCAUGAGGGGUGAGUACACACAUACACACACACACAGUCGAGCUCCCGCCGGAGCGACGAGGAGGAGCUCCGCGCCGCCAUCGAGCUCUCCGUCAUGA